Oxyura jamaicensis (ruddy duck) is the source of this 1999-nucleotide messenger RNA. It is a transcript of the gene FBXL20, whose product is annotated as F-box and leucine rich repeat protein 20. The record is from RefSeq and is a predicted model, not a curated record. The transcript is spliced from 15 exons. The coding region runs from base 288 to 1556 and encodes 422 amino acids. Gene Ontology annotation, molecular function: protein binding. NCBI's taxonomy places the organism in Eukaryota, Metazoa, Chordata, Aves, Anseriformes, Anatidae.
GCGCCGGGUGCUCAGGUGUCGGCUGGGCUCGGCGCAGAUGCUCCUGAAGUUAGGGCUUGGGGGAUUGUUUGAAUUAAAAAUGAUUUAUUUGGGAGCACGCGGAGGGGAUGGAGCGUCCGACCCCGUCGGUGUCCCUGCCGGUGGGUGCCUCUGUGCGGGAAGGAAUCCUGCAGAGGGUCAGGCUGAGAGCGAAGGGAAUUCUCGUGGCCAACCCUGGCUCAUGUCAGUGACCCCCAGGGCUUGCCGAGGAGGCAGGAUUCCUGCUGUGCCGGGCUGUCUGUGUCCAGAUGUUCUCAAACAACGACGAAGCUGUGAUCAACAAAAAACUUCCAAAAGAGCUGCUGCUUCGAAUUUUCUCUUUCCUGGAUGUGGUCACUCUGUGUCGCUGUGCUCAAGUCUCCAGGGCAUGGAAUGUUCUGGCCCUGGAUGGCAGUAACUGGCAGCGAAUUGACCUGUUUGAUUUCCAGAGGGAUAUUGAGGGCCGAGUAGUUGAGAACAUUUCCAAGAGAUGUGGAGGGUUCUUGCGAAAGUUAAGCCUUCGUGGCUGUCUCGGAGUGGGAGACAAUGCAUUAAGGACAUUUGCACAGAACUGCAGAAAUAUCGAAGUAUUGAACCUAAACGGCUGCACCAAGAUCACAGAUGCUACGUGUACCAGCCUCAGUAAGUUCUGCUCUAAGCUCAGACACCUCGAUUUGGCUUCCUGCACUUCCAUAACCAACCUGUCCCUGAAAGCACUGAGCGAGGGGUGCCCACUGCUGGAACAGCUGAAUAUCUCCUGGUGCGACCAAGUGACGAAGGAUGGCAUCCAGGCCCUGGUGAGAGGCUGCGGGGGGCUCAAAGCCCUGUUCCUGAAGGGCUGCACACAGCUUGAGGAUGAAGCUCUCAAAUAUAUCGGUGCACAUUGUCCUGAACUGGUGACUUUAAACCUUCAGACGUGCUUACAAAUAACAGACGACGGGCUCAUCACGAUAUGCAGAGGGUGCCACAAGCUGCAGUCCCUGUGUGCCUCGGGCUGCUGUAACAUUACUGACGCCAUCCUGAACGCCCUGGGACAGAACUGCCCCAGGCUGAGAAUAUUAGAAGUUGCAAGGUGUUCUCAACUAACAGAUGUGGGCUUCACUACGCUAGCUAGGAACUGCCACGAGCUUGAAAAAAUGGACCUGGAAGAGUGCGUCCAGAUAACAGACAGCACGCUAAUCCAGCUCUCCAUACACUGUCCGCGGCUUCAGGUUCUGAGCUUGUCCCACUGCGAGCUGAUCACGGACGACGGGAUCCGCCACCUGGGAAACGGCGCCUGCGCGCACGACCGCCUGGAGGUGAUCGAGCUGGACAACUGCCCGCUGAUCACGGACGCCUCCCUGGAGCACCUGAAAAGCUGCCACAGCCUGGAGAGGAUAGAACUGUACGACUGCCAGCAGAUCACGCGGGCGGGGAUCAAGAGACUCAGGACCCACCUCCCCAACAUCAAAGUCCAUGCCUACUUCGCGCCCGUGACACCCCCUCCGUCGGUCGGGGGCAGCAGACAGCGCUUCUGCAGAUGCUGCAUCAUCCUAUGACGGCGGCGGCGGCCGGCCUCGCGGACCGAGUAUUUAAUGACACCCGUAGAGUCACGGUGGACACCAGUACCCUCGAGGAAAGCGAUCCCAGUGUCAUUCGCAAGGGCCAGUGACCAGGGCCGUGGCGCCAGGCCCCCGUAGCCACCCAUACGCAUACAUCCACACCCCCACCUGCUCCAGCAAACCGCUGAACUCCGCACCCCGGAGCUGGAGCUGUCGGCUUUUUCUGUAGGUGGAUUGGGAGAACUCGGAACCAUUCCUGCUGGGCAUGCUCAGACAAAAGCGCUGCGGAGAGGAGGGGAGGCUUUUGCGAACCCGAAAGGACUGCUGCUGCUGAUGAGGCUGGAGCGGUAACUGCAGCCCUUUGGAGCCGGGAGAGGGAGAGGAAGGAUCGUGCUUUAACCCUGCAUCCACUGGCCAGGAGGGGGGAAGAAAAAAAAAAA